AUGGCAUCCAGCAGCUCCUGGCUGGACAUUGACGAAGCCAGCGAAUUCUCCCUAGCGAAUCUGCCAUUCGGCAUUGUCUCACGAGCUGGAUGUUGGGAAGAGCCGAGACCUGCCAUCGCCUUAGGGACUUAUGUCGUUUCCCUUCGAGACUUAGCGGAACGGAAUGGCUUCGCUGAGUGCCCGGAUGCCAUUCCUCACUUGGCUGUAUUCACCGCCGGUUCACUGAAUAACAUGGCAGCGAUCGGUCGUCCGUUCUCUCAAACGCUUCGGACCUACAUCCGGGAUCUGCUGGUCACGGACACGCCAUAUCCGCAUCUGUUGCGUGACAAUCAUGAGCUCCGAUCGAGCGCGAUCCAGCCGCGUAAAGAGUGCCAGAUGCAUAUGCCAAUGGAAAUCGGAGACUACACAGACUUCUACGUGGGACUGAACCAUGCGUACAACGUCGGGGUGCUGUUUCGCGGACCGCAGAAUGCCCUGCAACCAAACUACACACAUCUUCCUGUCGGCUACCAUGGGAGAGCAUCAACGGUGCGUAUCUCUGGAGCGCCUGUGCGACGUCCGCGAGGCCAGAUCCUGCCGAUGCCGGGAGCCACCGAGCCAAUCUUUGCUGCGAGCCGGAAGUUGGAUGUUGAGUUGGAACUUGCGGCAUUUGUAUGCAGAACGAAUGGGACUGAUGGCAGGCCAAUUCCGAUUGCCGAAGCAGAGCAGUACAUUUUCGGCUUCGUCUUGAUGAAUGACUGGUCUGCACGAGACAUCCAGGCAUUCGAAUACGUUCCUUUAGGUCCGUUCAACUCGAAGAACUUCUGCACGACAAUAUCUCCGUGGGUUGUCACGGUGGAUGCUCUUGAGCCAUUCCGCUGCGACAGCCGGAUCGAUGCAGCCAGGACCCAGAAGUUACUCCCGUAUCUCGACGAGCGGAGGGCGACGGGCCGACGGUCGUUCUAUGACAUUCGGCUCGAAAUGGUUCUCACGCCGGCGCAGCAAGGCAAUUCAGGACUACGUAAAGCUCAUGUUGUCACUAACACGAACGCGGCGAACUUGCUGUUCUCUUUCCCGCAGAUGCUCGCUCAUCAUAGUGUCGGAGGAUGUGAGAUGAGGGUGGGCGACUUGCUCGGCAGUGGCACUAUCUCUGGGCCGGACACUGGGUCCAUGGGUAGCCUAUUGGAAAUAACUGAAAAUGGCAAAACGCCCUUGACGCUUGGGGAGGGGAUAAGUAGAUGCUUCCUCGAGGAUGGGGAUGAAGUCAACAUCAAAGGAGUUGCGGGACAGCUGGGGGCCUAUGUUGGGUUCGGAGAUUGCAGCGGUAUUAUUUUAGCGGCCAACAAUGAGUAG
Baudoinia panamericana UAMH 10762 is the source of this 1332-nucleotide messenger RNA. RefSeq lists its product as uncharacterized. Gene Ontology annotation, biological process: homogentisate catabolic process; L-phenylalanine catabolic process; L-tyrosine catabolic process. NCBI's taxonomy places the organism in Eukaryota, Fungi, Ascomycota, Dothideomycetes, Mycosphaerellales, Teratosphaeriaceae. The transcript has a single exon. The record is from RefSeq and is a predicted model, not a curated record. Bases 1 to 1332 code for a protein of 443 amino acids. Gene Ontology annotation, molecular function: fumarylacetoacetase activity.